AACAAUCAAUUCGCAGGCAAUUUGAUUAAUAUGGUUGUUUAGCAAAUUCGCAAUCUUGCGGUUUGGGACUUUAGGAGUUGCGCGGUUAGUUCUAACAGGCAAAUAUUGUUAGCUAACUGUCGAAACAAUGCGUUCAAACUUACAGCAACAGAAGAAAAAAACAAAGUAAUUUGUCACAACAGCCGACAACCAUCACGACAGUUUAUGUCAUACCCAAGCACGCUAAAUGGAGCAGCAUCACAACGCUAAGAUAGCUUCGCAUAUAAAAUAAUAAACUGAAUUAAAGACAGGCAUUUCGUGUCGAGUUAUCAUUGAGGUAGCAUUUAUAUCGAAAAAGACAAUGAAAAGGCGAUUGCAAAUGCGAUACCGUCAGUUUGAAAAUGGCAGAAUCUAGAGGGACUUAUCUUUGCUAUAUAAUUGCCUUUGUGGCGCUUUGCCAAACUUGUAAACUGGUCUGGAUUACUACAUCAACAGUUGGAAAUACAAAAGAGGAAUCGAGAACUUUCAAUGCAAAAUUAGAAUUAUCAGCUGAACAAAAAAGUCGUUUAAAGACAAUUGAAAGAGAAUGUGAAAAAUAUGAUGAAGAGCUGAAACUCAAAAGUAGGAAAGAUGCUAUUCCGCAUAUGAUCGUGGAUGACGAAAGAAGGAUACUGUUCUGCGACAUUCCGAAGGUUGCGAGCAGCAACUGGAAACGAGUCUUCAUUGACGACCUCAAGAUUAAGGUCAAUGGUUCUUCAAACAUACGAGACGUACACGCAAAAAGACUUCUUCCAGAUUUGCGAUACUACACCCCGGAAGAACAAGAUUAUAGACUGAAAAAUUAUUUCAAGUUUAUGUUUGUGCGUCAUCCAUUUGAACGAUUACUAUCUGCUUACAGAAAUAAGCUGGAAAAUCGUGAAAUAGAAUGGAUACCAUCUACUAAACACUCUGUGGAUUAUGAAGGGAAUUAUUAUCACGAAAAAGAAGUUAUUAUGCGAGUUAAAAUGGAGGGACUGAAUAACAAAAAUACAAUUUCUUUUAGUAAAUUUGUAGAUACGUUAACAGACCCUGGGUAUAGGAUGAAGCAUUAUAACACUCAUUGGAAACAAUAUCAUAAACUAUGUCAUCCUUGCUUCAUAAGGUAUGAUUUUAUAGGAAAAUUGGAAACGCUUCCUGAGGAUCUUGCCGUUAUUCACAACGCAACAGGUCUUUACUUGGAAAAAUGGCUCCAUGAAAAAGAGAGGACGACUUCGCCGACUCUUUUGAACAAAUAUUAUAAAACGUUGCACCCUGAUAAGAUAGCAAAUCUUCUGAGUAUGUAUGAUAUAGAUUUGGCAAUGUAUGAAUACGACAAAUUUUAAACAUUAUUGUCCGGACGGUAUACAAUUAAAACAAAAUGAAUAAAAUUCGAUUUAUUCACGGUUGGUCCUAUUUGUACGUUUAUGUGCCCUAUGAGCAAACGAAUUCUUUUAAAUAUUUUUACAUUUUAAUAGCAUCCACUACCUCAUAUGCAACACUUUUCGCAUAUCACACUCCUAAUCGUCGACACGAUUUGAAAAUCAUUCAAUUUUGAUGUAAUGUGACCCUUAUUGCAUAAUGCAUUGAAAUACAGUUUGUCAAGAUUUACAUAUAGUCAUAUAUUGUUGACAUUGUGUACAAAGAAUAAAACAAAGUCAACCCAGGGCAAAAUUUAAGCUUACACCAUCGAAUAGACUUACUCAUCAAGUAUAAUUCGAUUGAUAAUUUCUGCUUUAGUAACAAAUGAGAAGAGAGCCUAAUCUGUUUUUCGACCAAAAUCUGUAACAAAAAAUCUAAAACACCAAGUGGGGCCAGGGCAACAGAAAACCUAUCCAAACAAUCUCUGUCGGUUGGAAUUUCCUAUUAAAAAGUUAUUACCGGUACAUCUUCCAGAUAACAAUGUUUUGGAAUGUACAAUUUAAAAUUAUUUUGUAAAAACCUUUUCUCUGCAAAUCAUACAUAUCGCGACAUCAUUUAUAGAUCAGAGCUGGGUUACAUACAGUGUAAUUAAUGCUGUGCAAAAUUUUCAUAAUAUAGAAUAGUAUUUUGUUUAUGUACAAACAUAAUAAUUCAAUGCCCCGUCGUAUAUUUGACAUGAUAGUAUUAAAAUAUGGUAGAUUAGCCAACGCCAGAUUUUAUUCAGAAACCUAUAAUUGAAUGAACACCAUAUUUUUUAAAAAAAAUGCUAUAAUGAUGUUUUAUUUCGAUACUUGUUACGAGUUGGUAAUAACUUACACAUGUUUGUUUGAGAUACGUUUCUUUAAACAAAUAUUUUCUUGUUUCAUAUCUUUUUUAUCUUUUAUAAGAGAACAAAAUCAGAACAUCAGUUUUUAGUUUUUUCCAAUUUUAACGCUAGUGAUGUAUAUCAGUUUCUCUCGUUUGUGUUCAUUAUUUUCCGAUACGAAUACCAAACGCUAAGAAGGGCCUAUUGCGUAUAAAUUUAUACGUACUCUCCGUUUUUUAGUGUAAAUCUUUUUACUCGGUACAGCAAACGGCUACGUGUAAAAAUGAGUAUUUUCUGACUUCCUCGAUAGCAAAGUAAUGGUGUGGUAAUUGUUACUAGUGAUGUAGUGAAUUGUAGUUUUACAUAUCAUACCCAGUCAGAGAAUAUUGAAAGUUCAUUCCAACACAACCAAACGCUUCUUCUGCCAGCUCAAAUCAAUUUUUUGAGAGAUGAGAUCAAUGAAUUGGAUAUGAGCGUUAGGGAUAUAAAUAAAAACAAUUUUAAAUUUAUACCCUGAAAAUUGAUACAGGCAGACCCCAGCUUUUUCAAAAUAUUUCACGACCUCGGAAAAAGAAAAUUGGAUUAAUCGUUUGAAUUUGAGGCAGAGUCACUCUAUAUAUAAUUUUC
Molecule: messenger RNA, 2848 nt
Organism: Styela clava
Lineage: Eukaryota; Metazoa; Chordata; Ascidiacea; Stolidobranchia; Styelidae
Product: carbohydrate sulfotransferase 11-like
Biological process (GO): carbohydrate biosynthetic process
Cellular component (GO): membrane
Molecular function (GO): sulfotransferase activity
Source: RefSeq, a predicted model, not a curated record